Messenger RNA from Aspergillus luchuensis, 1248 nucleotides. RefSeq lists its product as uncharacterized. The transcript has 4 exons. Lineage: Eukaryota; Fungi; Ascomycota; Eurotiomycetes; Eurotiales; Aspergillaceae. Bases 1 to 1248 code for a protein of 415 amino acids. The record is from RefSeq and is a predicted model, not a curated record.
AUGCGGCACUUGGAUGGGUAUAACAAACAGAAAGAUAAUUUUCCAACGCCUACCUCAUAUUCCGCGGAUGAGACGGGGAAUCGUGGUGGGGGUACAGCGACCCAGAAUAGAUUGGGUUUGUUGGAAGAUGAAGUCCCCUUGAGUGCCGUAACGCCGAAGGAAUUCAUUAACAAUGCUUCGGAAGUGCAGAGAAUGACUGCUGUAACCUUACCUGAAGGCCCAUCACCUACUACAUCUUUGCUGUCCAGGAUCUACCAUGGAACACUAAAAAUACUGUCUCGUAUCGGCCUCGGGGAAAGCGACACUCGACGAGGCCACACACGGAUCAGAUGGAAAAAUGGUCCGGGUAAAUGGCUGUAUGAUGAUUAUGUUGAGCAUGUCCCAGGUGCUUUGGAAGACAUGAAGACAUUCUUGAGGUCAUCAGCAUAUGUCACCACUGCCAAUAUGAGUGGUGGUAGCCAGCAAGUCCCAGAAAGCUCCACCUCCUGUAAUUCAGUUUCGAGCGCAUCAGCGACGCGACAUUCUCCCUCGAGUGAUUCCACGGCUCAGUUACAAGGCUCGAAUAUAAUACCCACUAGCGACAGCCAAACAGAUGUUGAACUGGGUGAAAUGGUCUCUCAUCCUCCACUUCUCCUGUCAUGCGUCGCAGAUGAUCGGCAAUUGUUCCACACAUUACGCCGUAUCUACCAUGAGCACCGAGGACGACUAAGACCCAUAUGGUCUCUGAAGACUUUGCAUAGUAUCCAUUUCAUGAAGUUUGCCUAUGGCGGAAGCCGCUACAUCGAUGUUCGAUGCCACGAAGAAAUCUGCGAAACGGGCAGACCUUGUGUCUGCGUGCCUCCCGAGCAACUUGUCCUCCCUAAAGGAAAGGAAUACGACUGUCGUCCGAUUCCUCCGAAGCUUUCCCCACCUAUCGGCCCACGACUCAUGAUGGACUUCUUCAACAACCCUCAGUACAUUGCCCCAAAUAGUACCUCGAUUGUUCAACAACUUCCGAAACGGGCAUGUGGGAAGUUGCAGAAUGAGUACAUAAAUCUCACCGAGGCAUGGGGCAUCUUUUACAAGGAAGACUGGAACUGGGCGAGGAUUUGGUGGAUUCUCGCAUUGGGUUUCUUCCCUCCCAGUUUGCUUUUCGGGGUACUGUGGACUGUUUUCAAGCAGGAUAUUUCGGGUGCUUUUGGUGUCGCGAGUUGGUGGAUGGCUGGUGCGUCAAUCAUUGUGGGUAUCGUUGGGACUUAUGAUAUGUGA